Colletotrichum navitas is the source of this 2094-nucleotide messenger RNA. RefSeq names its product kinase-like domain-containing protein. Lineage: Eukaryota; Fungi; Ascomycota; Sordariomycetes; Glomerellales; Glomerellaceae. Gene Ontology annotation, cellular component: cytoplasm. The record is from RefSeq and is a predicted model, not a curated record. The transcript is spliced from 2 exons. Gene Ontology annotation, biological process: intracellular signal transduction; protein phosphorylation. Bases 1 to 2094 code for a protein of 697 amino acids. Gene Ontology annotation, molecular function: protein serine/threonine kinase activity; ATP binding.
AUGUCAAACCGUCCACCCCAGUCCAUGUCUUUACAUACUCAACCCCAGAACAAGGUUGAUGGCAUCUCCGACCCCGUCGCCUCAGACACAAACUCCCACAAUGCCGCAGCGCCCUUCAACGACAUCUCCUUUUCCUACGUUUCAAACCCCCAGAUCCAGUUCCAAGCACACACGAUAGCGCCCUCGCCGCCAUUGUCCGAAUCCUCCUUUCAACACCUCGAUCCUCCCCCGGCUCAAAGGCCCGCCUCGACUCAAUCUGCUCCCACCAGCUCUCUUCGAAUCCAGACCACAGACUUCCACAUCGACCUGCCCACACGACCCGACAAACGCUCCAACGCCACCCUCUCUACCCCGCGCCGCCCCGGUGCCGCCGUCCUCCAGCAUCAGACAUCCUCCUCGAGCUUGAAGCCCGUAUCACGAACCCCCAGUUUCAAGGCCGCCAUCGCCAACAGCCUGGGGCCCGCCUCGGCCACGAGCUCGUGCAUGACCAGCCCCGUCUUGUCGGCUAUGAGCGACGUCACCCCGCUGCCUUCGCCUUUGCUGUCAGGAGACUCGCCCGGCCCGUGGAAGCGCCUGGGCUUGCGUUCGCCAGCCAGGCAUCAGAUGCCCGACCCUACCCCGGACUCCGUCCUGGUCUCAACGACCGGCGAAUCAAUAGCAGCCGCCCUGGCCAACGCAUCGAAACGCAAAGUCUACGCCGGUCUGGUCGCCGAAGGCGCCGACGGCGUUGGCGCAAACGGACCCGUCACCGGCAAGGCAGAACACGCGCGAAACCGGAGCAUCAGCGAAUACACCCCGGACUCGAAUUACGUUCCCAAGCGGCACGUCACCGUGUCGGGCUCCCAUACCAAGCCCGCCAACGGUCCCGAUCCCGACAACGAACCCCACAUGCGCCGAGAACUGAAUCUUGCCGAGUCCAGAGGAUUAACACCUGCGAUUGCCCAGCCUCCGACACCCCCGCCGAGCGAGUCCUCCAGAGACCCGGCCGACACGGCCGUUAGCAGACCGACCAAGUCGGAGGACCCGGAAUACUUUGAAGCUUACGACCGCCGCGAUCGGAAGAGGAGAAGAUGGAGGGCGGUCAAGACGCUAGGCCAGGGCACCUUCAGCCGUGUGAUGCUGGCAACCAGCCAGCUCGACGACGAUGACGGCUUGGUACAAGCCGGCGGCCCGGCGCCGAUAUCACAAAUGUCGCAGCCAUUCAGGAAGACCCUCGUUGCGGUAAAGGUUUGCGAGCAUGGUCCACGAGGAGGAGCCAGCGAAGAGAGAAUCGAGAUGUCGCUCAAGCGCGAACUCGAAAUCAUGCAGAGCAUCAGCCACCCCUCGCUCGUUCAUCUAAAGGCCUGGAACAUCGAGCCAAGCCGUGCCAUCCUUGUCCUUAGCCACUGCCCGGGUGGCGACCUUUUCGACGUGGCCACCGGCCAUCGACAGCUCCUCAAACCCGCCCUUCUGAGACGGAUGUUUGCUGAGCUAGUGGGUGCCGUGAGGUACCUCCACGAACGCAGAAUCGUCCACAGGGACAUCAAACUCGAGAAUGUACUCGUCAACUUGACGGCACCCGAGCUAGCGGAUCCCGCGACUGACUGGACGACGUACCCACACUCGGUCAUCACGCUGACCGACCUCGGUCUCUCUCGCCGUAUUGCGGACGACGAAAAGCUCGAGACCAGAUGCGGCUCCGAGGAUUACGCCGCCCCCGAGGUCAUCAUGGGCCUGCCCUAUGACGGCCGCGCAACCGACGCCUGGUCUCUGGGCGUCUUGCUCUACGCACUCCUCGAGGCUCGUCUCCCGUUUGACCCUUACCCCAACACGAUGGACGGCCACCGCAUGCGCAGCCGCACCAGCCACCGUAUCGCGCGGGCGGAAUGGCGCUGGAUCGAAUUCGCCGGAGAAGACGGCGACCACGAAGGCGACGAGGCCAAGUUCAAAGCACUUGGUCUGCUUGGCGCCAUGGAGAUUACCGAGGGCCUCCUGCAGCGUGCCAGGAGUCGAUGGACUCUGGAGAAGGUGGCCGAGCACCAAUGGGUCAAGGAGGCGAUCCAAGUCGAAGGUGGUCUGCGUUUCCGCGAAGAGGUGGAAGGCGCAGAGGUAUGA